AUGGACAGCAUGCGGAAACAAUUUGAUCAGGACCUGCACCUGAAUGGUCGCUACCAAACCUUGUCUCCCCUCAACCAUGGUUCCUUUGGAAUGGUCUUCAUGGCCAAGAACGUCAAGACUGAUGCUACGGUUGCCAUCAAGUGCAUCACCAAGGCAUCGGGAUCUGACACUUGUCCUACCGCCAUCACUGUUGAUGACCGCUCCGAGGAGCUGGAGAUCCAUUCCCACCUUGGCUCGCACCCCAACAUUGUCAGUCUUCUUGACACUUUUGAGACCGAGCACCACACGUAUUUGGUUAUCGAGUUCUGCCCCAACGGAGAUCUCUAUGAGGCAAUUCGUCUCAACAGAGGCCCUCUGGAAACCGAGCACGUGCGUGAUUUCAUGAUGCAGUUGAUCUCUGCUGUGGAGUUCAUGCACGCUAAGGGAGUCUACCACCGUGACAUCAAGCCCGAGAACAUCUUCUUGACUCAAUCGGGCUCGAUGAAGCUUGGUGACUUUGGCCUCGCCACCAGAGACGAGUGGUCUACAGAAUACGCCGUUGGCAGCGAUCGUUACAUGGCUCCUGAGCAAUUCCAAGAGACAAGCUACUCUCAGGGCUACUCUCCAGCUGCUGCUGAUGUCUGGGCUAUUGGUAUCUGCUUGUUGAACGUCUUGUUCUCCCGCAACCCAUUUGCUACUCCUACCCAGUCAGACCCUAUCUUCGAUGACUUUGUCAUGGAUCGCCAGUCUCUCUUUGACGUCUUCCCAACCAUGUCUCAAGACACUUUCAACGUCUUGAUGCAUUGUCUUGCUCUCGACCCUGCCAAGCGCUCUCUGGCUGCUGUUCGCAACGCCCUCAAAUCGGUUGUUAGCUUCACCACCGACGACGACGCCAUGGACGACUUCUGCAUCGAGGAUCGUGAUCCUAUCCGUGCCACCCUCAACCGUGAGCCUUUGCGCACUCCCUCCAUCACAAGCCCUACCAUCGAUAAUGGCGGUUGCUUCCCUUGGGCAAAGGCUCUGCGCGAGACUUCGCAGAAGCAUGGUCGUCAACUUUCGGUCAUCCUUGACAACGAAAGCUAUACUGAGGACCUCUUCCCCGAAGAGCAGGAAACUACUGGUAAGAGCUGGUUCACUUCUACGGAUCCUGAUUCGACUUCCUUAAACUCGACCAUCGAGUCUUCCCUGGGCAUAUCGUACAAGUCCGCCAACAACUCUGCCGAGCUCAUUGGUUACGCUUCUUCCAGACCAGUCCCCAUCUCUGCAUCCGUCCCCAUCAAGAGCUCUAGAGCUUUGGCUUCGGUCUACGGAAACAUGGAUGAGAACUUCUCGAAGAGUUGGAGCGAUCUUUGGGAGGAAGAUGAGGAAGAAGAGUUGCAGCACCCUGCUUUCAGGUCAACUGCAAGCUUGGAACGCUGUACCACUAUCAAGCAUCUUGAGCCUAGUCCUUUGGCAGCUGUCACGGCUGCCAUGGACAUCAAGAAUGCUUCCGGUCGUUCUUCAACCCCUCGUGGUCUGAGUGAGCUCAAGAUCACCGACGAAGGUCGCGACAUACUUGGUGCUUCUGUUCCUAAGCCAGUUGCUGGUGUUGCUUCGUCUGCACCUCCUCUCCAGAAGUACUCGCCGCCUUCCAAGCGAUCUAUCAUUGACAAGUGGUCGGCUUUGGGCAACCUCAGACGUGGAAACAAGACUGAGGUAGUUUCUUCUGCAAACAAGCCUGCUCCUGUCACGCCACAAAAGAUCGAGAAGCUCGAAAAGACUGAGAAGUACAGCUUCACUCCUUUUGGCUCAAGUGCCAAGAAGCCCAAGUCUCGUGGACGUGCUACCAGCUGGCGUAAGGACAGUCCAAUGGCCGUAAACCCAACCUCCUACACUGCCAACACCGCCGCUUGGGAGCGCAAACAGAGCAACUCGCAUGUUUCACCUCCUCUUGAUUUAUGGCAAAGCAACCGCGACUGGCGUCAGCACCCGGAGCCUCAACAUUUCUUCAAUUCGCCUAUUAGCAAGCCCCGUACUCAGCCCGCUACCUGCGGACAGCAGCUGUUGAAGUCAAACAAGCCAUACGUUGAUUCUCUGGAUGACGACGACAUUGGCGAUCUUGAAUGGGUUGGAGGUUGGCACGACCUCCACUUGUAG
Messenger RNA from Aureobasidium vineae, 2115 nucleotides. The record is from the annotation of a GenBank genome assembly. NCBI's taxonomy places the organism in Eukaryota, Fungi, Ascomycota, Dothideomycetes, Dothideales, Saccotheciaceae.